Glycine soja is the source of this 1207-nucleotide messenger RNA. RefSeq names its product probable protein ABIL5. NCBI's taxonomy places the organism in Eukaryota, Viridiplantae, Streptophyta, Magnoliopsida, Fabales, Fabaceae. Bases 192 to 947 code for a protein of 251 amino acids. The transcript is spliced from 8 exons. The record is from RefSeq and is a predicted model, not a curated record.
GGCAGCAGAAUCUAUUUUCAAGGAACCUUGUUUGUUUAAUCAUAUCACAAGCCUCCAAAAGUCACAUUACACAAACCCUCUUACAGUUAGUUUGGAGAGCCUCAUUCAGAAAAGUGAUCAGCAUUAUAUUAGAACCUGUCUUUACAAACAUUAUUGUUAUUUUCAUAAGUUAACGCAACUGCUACAAUAAUAUGAUGGAGUUGAAUUUCAAGUCUUUAGCGGAUGCUGAGGUAGAAGAAACUAUGCGCUUUGAAAAGUCUCUUCAGGAGCUGAGAGAACUAAGGUCUGAGCUACACAAAGCUGCAGAAUACUGUGAAACUAAGUUCUCGCAAAGCGAAGACAAGAGUGAUGUGGUGGACAACACAAAAGAGUACAUAUGCAGGACCAUGGUCACUGUUGUUGAUCAUCUUGGAAACGUUUCUGCCAAUCUUGAUGGCCUUAUUUCUCAUACAAAUGCAUUUUCUGAAGCUGAGUUACGAAUCCAAUGCCUACAACAAAGACUUCUCUCUUGUGAACAAUAUGCUCGUAAAUUGGCCCUCGCAAAAUUGCAAUGGAAUGAGAAUUCGCUUAGAUUUCAUCCUCGUUAUUUAUCAACACCUCCCCUUGAGACAUCAAGCAGUAAAAAAGUAAUAAGAGAUUCUGAAAGUCAAGUUCCUUUAAAGUUAGAAGAUAAAGACGCACCGGAAACAUAUGAGGAUUUGCCACUCUUUAUGUACACCCAUAAGCCACCAGUUCAGAAUUUGAAGCCAACCACAGCCACACUUAACGGACACAUCAAUUUGGCCAUGGUGGCACCUGUUAAGGACGGUUUGUCAUUCUUAACAAAAGUUUCAAAUCCUUUCCAUUUCCAAAGUACCCAGAAGGUUGGACACCACAGAAGAUCCUUAUAUGGUAGUGACAUCUUAUGGCUCUUACGGCGUUCAAAACGAGCACAACGAAAAAACUAGACUACGAGAAUCUAUUAAUUUGCAAAUCUUAAGUUUUCAUAGUCAUUGUGGUUUAUCAUAUCCCUCUUAUUUCUAUGAAAUUAUAAGCAAAUAUUUGUAUUUCAGGCUCUGAAAGAUUAGUUUUUUUUUUUCUUCUGUUAAAGCACUUGGGGCAGGGAAGAUAUAUCAUAUAUGAUGAUAUAAGAUUUAGAUAUAGCACAUCUGACUCUAUAUAAAUGCUCAUUUAACUCAAAAUUUCUGAAAUGAAAAAGCUUGAGAUA